Molecule: messenger RNA, 915 nt
Organism: Lachancea fermentati
Lineage: Eukaryota; Fungi; Ascomycota; Saccharomycetes; Saccharomycetales; Saccharomycetaceae
Source: the annotation of a GenBank genome assembly
AUGGCUGAGAAAAAAGAAUCUAACUUCGCUGUCGACUUUUUGAUGGGUGGUGUGUCCGCCGCCGUCGCUAAGACCGCCGCUGCUCCUAUCGAGAGAGUCAAGUUGUUGAUCCAAAACCAAGAUGAGAUGAUCAAGCAAGGUACUUUGGACAGACGUUACAACGGUAUUGGUGAAUGUUUCGCCAGAACCGCCAAGAACGAAGGUAUCGUUUCUUUCUGGAGAGGUAACACUGCUAACGUUAUCCGUUACUUCCCAACCCAAGCUUUGAACUUUGCCUUCAAGGACAAGAUCAAGGCCAUGUUCGGUUUCAAGAAGGAGGAAGGUUACGGUAAGUGGUUUGCCGGUAACUUGGCCUCUGGUGGUGCCGCUGGUGGUUUGUCUUUGAUGUUUGUCUACUCUUUGGAUUACGCCAGAACCAGAUUGGCUGCUGACUCCAAGUCUGCCAAGAAGGGUGGUGAACGUCAAUUCAACGGUCUAGUCGAUGUCUACAAGAAGACUUUGGCUUCCGAUGGUGUUGCUGGUUUGUACAGAGGUUUCUUGCCAUCUGUUGUUGGUAUCGUUGUCUACAGAGGUUUGUACUUCGGUUUGUACGACUCCUUGAAGCCUCUAUUGUUGACUGGUUCUUUGGAUGGUUCUUUCUUGGCCUCUUUCUUGUUGGGUUGGGUUGUUACCACUGGUGCUUCUACCGCCUCUUACCCAUUGGACACUGUCAGAAGAAGAAUGAUGAUGACCUCUGGUCAAGCCGUCAAGUACGACGGUGCCUUCGACGCCUUCAGAAAGAUUAUUGCCGCCGAAGGUGUCAAGUCUUUGUUCAAGGGUUGCGGUGCUAACAUCUUGAGAGGUGUUGCCGGUGCCGGUGUCAUUUCCAUGUACGACCAAUUGCAAAUGAUCUUGUUCGGUAAGAAAUUCAAAUAA